GUUCCUGUCAUAUUAACGUUUAGAUCCAGACAUCUCGAGCCAAGGCGAGCUAUCCGAAGCAUUCGAGAAAAAUAAUCAUUCAGAUUUCCUAGCGAAAAAAUGGCUGCAUCUGGUAAAUUAUCGGUUUUGGCCCGUCAAUUGAGCACUAGCUCCGCAACAGCCCAGCUGGUCAAACCACCGAUUCAGGUUUUUGGUUUGGAAGGUCGCUAUGCUUGCGCCCUGUACUCGGCCGCUUCCAAGACCAAAGUGCUAGAUGCCGUCGAGAAGGAUCUCAAGGGGCUACAGAAACAGAUCCGUUCCGAUCCGAAGGUUCGCGAUCUGUUGAUUAACCCGACCACCAAACGAAACGUGAAAGCCGCCGCUCUGAAGGAAGUUUCCAAUCGGGUUAAGCUUAACGCUGCCACUGGCAACCUGCUCGCGCUGCUGGCCGAAAACGGGCGUCUGGGUCGACUGGAUGGCAUCAUCAAUGCCUUCUCGCUGAUUAUGGCCGCCGAACGGGGAGAGGUCGUGUGUGAAGUCGUAACCGCGAAGCCUCUGGACGAUGCUCAGCGCAAGCAACUGGAGGGUGCCCUGAAGGCGUUCCUAAAACCGAACCAAACCAUCCAGCUUACUGCUAAGGUUGACACGGCGCUGAUUGGUGGAAUGGUCGUCUCCAUCGGCGAUAAAUACGUGGACAUGAGCGUGGCCAGCAAAAUCAAGAAGUACACCGACAUCAUCACCGCUCCGAUCUAAGAUGGGUUGGGUGUAGCGUUGCGAGUGGUAAAUGAAUUUGUAGGAUUUGUUGUAAAGUUAAAAUAUUUCUGCAGUAUAUCGAACAGUCAUGCAGAAACAGAAUAAAAGGGAAACAUCUUCAAAUAGUUUUUUGUAUUCA
Molecule: messenger RNA, 871 nt
Organism: Sabethes cyaneus
Lineage: Eukaryota; Metazoa; Arthropoda; Insecta; Diptera; Culicidae
Gene: ATPsynO
Product: ATP synthase subunit O, mitochondrial
Exons: 3
Coding region: 100-732 (210 amino acids)
Biological process (GO): proton motive force-driven mitochondrial ATP synthesis
Molecular function (GO): proton-transporting ATP synthase activity, rotational mechanism
Source: RefSeq, a predicted model, not a curated record